Molecule: messenger RNA, 357 nt
Organism: Geodia barretti
Lineage: Eukaryota; Metazoa; Porifera; Demospongiae; Tetractinellida; Geodiidae
Source: the annotation of a GenBank genome assembly
AUGACGGCUGCGAUCCGGCGCGGGCAGGUCUGGAUCGCCAACCUGAAUCCCAAUCGCGGUCGCGAAGUGGGCAAGAUCCGCCCCGUGCUCGUGGUGCAGGGCGACUGGUUGAGCGCGGCGCAAUCGCGUACGGUCAUCGUCCUGCCGCUCACCAGCGACGUCCGUCCGGACGCGGAGCCGUUGCGUGUAACGAUUCGCGCGCGCGACCGCUUGCGGAUGGACUCGCAGGUCACCGUCGACCAGCCUCGCACCCUCGAUCGCCGGCGGCUCGGCGACGGACCGUUGACGGAGCUCUCCGCGGAGGAAAUGGUCCGCGUGGAGGAGAGCCUGCUCGCCGCGCUGGGCGUGUUCACCUGA